This is a messenger RNA of Spea bombifrons (plains spadefoot toad), 2114 nucleotides long. RefSeq lists its product as uncharacterized. The transcript has 2 exons. The record is from RefSeq and is a predicted model, not a curated record. NCBI's taxonomy places the organism in Eukaryota, Metazoa, Chordata, Amphibia, Anura, Pelobatidae. Bases 75 to 2114 code for a protein of 679 amino acids.
UAAAACACGAGUUACUGCUGGGAAGUUCCUGAAGAUUGCGCAUUAUACGCAGCAUUUCGACUAACUGGAGAGAGAUGGAGCGGGCAGUCCAAAAGACAGAUGCAGCUCCUGAGGCUAACAAUAUAGAAACACCAAGAACACGUAAUCUCAAAUUCAUUCGUGAAAAACGGUUAAACUACUUCUGUGGAGGAAAAGCUAAGAGUACAAUAUCUGCGAUAGAAGAAUCCCCACGUUCUCUGACUACUGUAAGAGCAGUUCAUCAACCUCAAAUGAGUAAAACACCCAGAAGAUGCCUCUCUGCACCUACCUCACAAGCAAAGCAGUCUAUUUCUACAAAUGUCAGUGUGGCGAAGGGUAAAGAUUUAGUAAAAAUUGUUGAAAAAAAGCCCGAAAGAACUGGCGUAAGAUCAGCACAAACUGAAGAAAGUAUGAGAGAGCCCCAUACUCGCCAGAGUCUCCUAAGGAGUAGCUUCAUAUCUGAUCUAGAUCAAGAUCUUCUAGAAAGUGCAUCUAUUCCAGAAACCCAGAAGCUUCUUCAUGUGAUGUCCUGGGCACAGAAAUUUUUAAACAAGUCAGAAGACAGUAGAAGGUCACAGAAUACUUCACUGUCAUCCCAAGAAACUGCUUCUGUUAAAAAGGUAGCCAUUGCACCUGAUAUACGCAAUAGAAAAUCAUCAGAAUUGCAUACUUUCCAAAAUACUGAUUUACACGAUGAAGAUACAAUGGAUCAUAGGCCUGCUGAGUUAAAUGUUAUGUUUGCCCAAGACCUCACCAUUCGCUGUGGUGCCUUAGUAGAUUCUCAUAUCAGCAAAGUAGACAAAGACCCUUAUUUCCAUUUUGAUGAUGAGGAACUUUUUCCACACAAAAGCAUAAAACCAAAAAGUCCUGACAGAAUAAAUGUAACUAAUGUACCAAAAUUGGAUUCUUAUUCACCUUUGCAUAAGGACAUUAGAAAUAGCCAAGUAAGUAGUUGUUUUGGUAUGGCUGCUGCACAAGGUUCUCAUACGGACCCUUUAUUUCAAAUGAUUCCUCCACAAUUCAAAGGCAGAUGCAGCCCAGAUAGUUCCAGAAGUGAAAAGGAUAUCUACUUGAUAAAAAACGUGACUGACAAAAGGGUUUGUGACUACAGCGAGGAAGAAAACAUAUCUGAAAAUAUAGAAAAGUAUGAAAAAUAUGACUAUGAUUCUGAUAGCACGGUAACUGAAUCAAUAGGAAACUUAAGGGACAAUUAUAAGCCAAGGCGAUCGGAAUCCCAUCUUGAUACAGAAAGACUUGAUGACCUGGAAGAUUUUUAUUCGGUUGAAGAAAGGAAUAUUCCUCUCACAGAGGAUGAUGGGUUUAAAACAGAUAGAACGUUCUUAGUGAAAAAGUUUGUUGAGUAUGAUGCUCCAAAAAGACUCUUGUUAACUCCAGAAACUGAUGAGUCGGAUACCAACACUUCAUUAUCAUACACAGCUCACUCAUCUAGUAAUUUACCAGAAGAUCCUAAAGCAAGAUCAUAUAAAGUGUGUCCAGUAUGCAGUUUCACAAACUAUACAAACACUAGCUGGUGUACUGAUUGUGGCUCUAUUUUACUGGCUGCCCAAAGCCAACCGUGUAGACAGCGCACAGCAAAUGAGUCAACAUUAACACCAAGAGAUCUAGUGGAUGAAAUACUGAUCCCCACCAAACAUGAAAAAAGCUUAGAUCAAACAUCAUUGAUAGAACAUAAAGAUAAAGAAUAUAAGAGAACAGUCGGCUGGGAAGUUAAUUCUGAUGUCUCAUCAGAUUGUGAAGGUAGUGUGUUCGAGAAAUAUCUGUUUUAUGUUAACAAACUGAACGUGCUGAAACACGAAGAACAAAAACAGACGAAUGGCUGCUCGAGCAAAAUGUCAUGUGAAGCUGAGUCCACCGCAGAGUACGGCAAACCACAUUUACCAGCUGGAUUACCUCAGAGGACUGUAAUCAAAAUAGAUGACCCAAGUGACUCUGAAGAGAGUGAAGUACAGUUUUUGGGCGCAAGAAAUGCUGUUAAAGCUUACCCCGAAGCACAAGAGACAGCCAAUGACAUGAAUUUUCUUGAGGACAAGUUUAUUGGGACUAGUGUUAAAGGUUCACUAGGUAAAGAUAUAUGA